CGUAGCUAGUUUAGUUUCACCGGGUAAACUUUAGCAAACUUUCUCCGACACGAUGCCGAAAAAGAAAAACAAGAAAAGCAGCGACAACCAAGAUGAAGACCAGAAAACACAGAAAAAGGAGCCUCCUACAUAUAAAACCGGCUCAGACGACUCAGAGAGGGAUUUGUACCUGACUCAGAUCCGAUAUUUGACCGAGCAGUUGGAGGGUUAUCAGCUGAAAUGUGAUGAACUGGAGACUCAGAAGAAGGACUUACAGAUGCAGCACAGUGCUCUGGAGAAGGAGAAAAAGGACAUUGUUGAGUAUCUGAAACGCUCCCUGUUAGAGAAGGAGGACGAGGUGGAGGAGCUGUCAGAGCGUCUGGAGAGUCAGCAGCAGGCUGCCGAUAAGGACAGCGACGCUCUGCAGCUGCAGCACAGUCAGCUGACGCAAGAGCUCCAAGACCAGAUAGAAGAACUCAGCAAGGAGAACACAGCGCUCGCCACAACCUUGGCCAGCCUGGAGGAGUUUCAGAAGCAGAAGGAGCAGCUCAUGUCCAGCCUGGAGUCUCUGGAGAAGCAGCUGGUCAGUCUGAGGGAGGAGCACAAAGACGACAUCCACAGCCUGGAGAUGAAGGCCCUGCUGGAAAAGAGGAGGAUGGAGAAGGAGAUGGACAGCCACGUGGCGGCCAUGGCGGCAGAGGUGGAGCGCCUGGUGGACCAGAGGGUUCCCGAGACGACCAGGUUGGCCCUCCAGGAGAACGCGGAGAUGAAGGCUCGGCUCAGCGAGCUGUCGGAGCAGGCUCAGCUCGUGAUGAAGGAGAAGUCGGCGCUGCAGGACCGCAAGAGCCGACUCAGCGCGGACGUGGACGUCCUGGAGGAAAUGCUGAGCGAGCUGACCCGCAAGAGCUGCAUCCGCAAGAAGGUGAUCGAGCAGCUGACGGAGAAGUGUCAGCUGCUGCAGGCGGAGCUGGACGUCUGCACACAGGAGCAUCAGCAGCUUCGCUCCGAGCACAAAGACAUCCAGGCUGAGAUGAAGGCGCUCAGACAGGACCGAGCCUCGCUGUCUGAACAGGGCGAGAAGAGCAGAGCCCAGGUGAGUCGGCUGGAGGCGGAGCUGCAGGAGGAGAGGAGGAGGAGGAGGAGGAUGAAGAGCACCGUGCAGGAGGCAGCCGUCAGUCUCAGGGAAGCCCUGCUGGAGGCACCGACUGAUCAGGACUCGGAGGCGGACUCCAGCGUCCUCCAGUGGAGGCAGCUGAUGCAGAGGCUGCUGGUUGUCCUGGAUGGACCCACGCCCGCUGACUCCAACCCUGCAGCAGACAGCGCAGAGACUCUGGAUCCGGCUCUGGAUCCGACUCGGAGCUUCGAGUUUCAUCUGACCCGCUACAGACCGGGAGAUCUCGGGUUUGUUCCUCCUCCUGCACCGAGACUCAAGCACAGGACGGGAGCUGGGUCCAUCCUGCCUCUGCACAGGAAACCGUCCAGUAAGAAGACGACCAGCUCCGUAAACCUGACUGAUUCAGCUGUCAGAUUAUUGACGUCCAAACGCUCGGUCACCAAACUCAAAUGACAGAAACAAAACAGAUUUUUUAAUCACUAGAAAAAAAGCUUUUUACUGUUACAGGAAAAAAAACUAAAAUAUUCAGUUCUUUUCUUACUUCUUACUUAGGAUUAUGAAGGCAACAUGUGCCAAACCUCUGACUCACACUUUAGAUUUAUUAAUAAAAAUAUAAACUACAGAUUAAUUAUUGAUUCAUCUGUUCAUCUGAAUCUUUUGGUUUAAAAAACAUCAGAGAAUGGUGAUAAAUAUCCAACAGUAUCAGCUGCUGUCUGGGACUUUUACAUAUAAAUAAACAUCGGAGACAUUCAGAGGAUUAUGAUCUAAAAAAGAAGGCGAUUAACCGUGAGAACAAACACAGGUUGUAGUUACUCUCUGCUGCCACCAGGGGGAGACAAAAGCUCCAUCCUGCAGGUUUAAGUUAAAACCUAAAAAAUGUUUUUUCAUCACGCUUUCCCAGAGAUUAAUACAACUGGAAAACAUGAUCCUCAAUCAGCAGUGGAAGAAAAUAUCAGUGUUUACUUUGGUGAAAGUACAAAUAAAGUUAAGCAUUAAAAUACACUUAAGAGUACCAAAAGUUAAAAUAUUCAUUAAGGAAAUUGGCCCAUUUCAGAAUAAUGUAUAUGACUGAGUCUUUAAUUGUAUAAAUAAUACAUCAACAUUUACAUUUUGUAUUAUUCAGAAUCUACAAACUAAAGUUAGCAGAUUAAAGUAGUGCAGUAGCAAAGUACACUACUUAACUCUGGAGUAAAGUAAAACAGAAAUACUGAAAGUACUCGUGUUUCCUUAAGGUUUGUGGGUCCUAAAUGAAGACGAGACAGAUUUAAAUUCUUUAAUCGAUGUUUAUUUGUUAUAUGGCAAAGUCUCAGGCACUUCAAUUCUCAUUCGAAGAUGAAAGUCAGUACCUGGAUGAAACACUAGAGCAGGACAGACGGUUUAUAUUACACAUGAGAGACAGAGAGAGAAGACAACUAAACUACUGUAACCACCGUAUGUACAAUGAAAUACAUAUAUCUGCAUUAAAAACUAUACUUUUGAUAAAUAUAUAACUUCAUGGAUCGUUAAGUAGUAAUAGGAAAUAUUCAAAAUACUGUGAUUCUUCUUUUUUUUUUUCUUUAAAUAGAUACAAAGGAUUUGUAUAAAAGUACAGUUUCUCCAGUCUAGGUCACGUCUACUCAUCGAUGCGUUCAUCCGAGCUGAUGUCGAGGCGAGUAAUAUAUACAGGAAACACUUUCCUCUAACGUGUGGGUGGAUUAUUCUCCAUCUGUUUACUCUGAUGUGCUAAAAAAAAAUCACAAAUGAAGGGGUUUUUGUUGCUCUUGAAUGAUCAACAUUGAGCUUAGGAAUAAAAAAAAAAAGGUCAAAUUGCCAAAAAAAGGAGAAAAACUAAAAAGAAAAGCUGAAUGUGUCCAUGUUGGUGUGAACUCCAGUGGUUUGCUGAUUGUUUGAAUGUGUCAGGACUCGAGGCACCAGCUGGUUACAUUCAUAUUCAAAGGGCACUUUGGGCUCGACGUGGAGGCGAGGAAGAAGUGUGCACAUAAAUUAAAAAAAGAAGGAAAAAAAAA
Messenger RNA from Lates calcarifer (barramundi perch), 3099 nucleotides. Its product is annotated as cilia- and flagella-associated protein 157. Gene Ontology annotation, molecular function: microtubule binding. Gene Ontology annotation, cellular component: ciliary basal body; cilium. The transcript is spliced from 9 exons. NCBI's taxonomy places the organism in Eukaryota, Metazoa, Chordata, Actinopteri, Centropomidae. The record is from RefSeq and is a predicted model, not a curated record. Bases 53 to 1546 code for a protein of 497 amino acids.